Molecule: messenger RNA, 1093 nt
Organism: Cynara cardunculus var. scolymus (artichoke)
Lineage: Eukaryota; Viridiplantae; Streptophyta; Magnoliopsida; Asterales; Asteraceae
Exons: 1
Coding region: 35-961 (308 amino acids)
Source: RefSeq, a predicted model, not a curated record
CCAUGCCACCCCUAAUAUUUAACCCCUUUGAUCCAUGGCUCUGAUCAAAGAUUGCACCGCCACCAAGCCACCGUCCACGGCCUCCCGGAGCAGCUGCUUUCUCGGUUGUUUUGGUUGUUCCGGUGACAGGAUGCAGCCCACGGAGGAAGUCAACUCAGCAGGCAGCCGGCGUCAAUCAUGGGUCUUUAAAUGGAAAUCCAGUUUCAAGAAAUCCGCCGCCAAGACAGUUCCGGUUGACCUUGCCACCGUCCCCCGGAAAACUAAAUCGUUUACCCUUGCUCCGGCGACAUCCAAUACAACAUGGGAGAUUCAGGUGGUGGAAGAAGAUGAUGCAACGUUGACUAAAAAACCUGUGAUCAUGGUUGAGGAAAACCAUGUUCCGGUGAGGUCCGAUGAACAAAAUAGUCGUCGGAAAAAAUGGAUAGAUAUUGUCAAGCGUCAAAACAGGUCAUACCGUAGCCGCCGGAAAGAAAUGAAAGCAGCCGCCGUGUCUCCGUCCCACCUUGACUCGCCGGAGAAAAAAUCUACGACGAUAUCUCAUGACCCUAUUGUUUUCUCCCCUAAUAAACCCUUGACUCGGUCCAUAUCUCCACCGCCGGCUAAAGUGAAGAAACCUCCACACGCCCCUCCGGCAGACGGCGGAGUUGACGAUAAAGCUUCCAACAAAACGACACCGUUAGGCGGCGGGUUUGACUCCAUAAUUGGAAUGUCAAUAAUACUGGUCACACUAGUUAUAAUGAUGCUAUGGGGUAAGGUCUGUGCAAUUCUUUGUACUUCUGCAUGGUUUUUUAUAGCGCCACGUCUUGGGGCCGCCGGGGAACAUUCCGCCGUAGCCACGGCGGAGAAACGACUGCCGGAACCCCAUAAUAACUUGGAUUUGGAUUCGGUGGAGUACAAGAAAAAGGUGGUUUUGGAAGGACUUCUUCAAAGAAACCACCGGAAUGUUGUUGGUCGAUUGUAGGUGUUCUUCAUUUUAUUUGUUUUUUUUUUAAUUUUUAAAUUUAAUUUUUCUUUUUGGGGUUUUUCGUAGUGUUCAAGAAGAUCGUAUAUACAAGAUUUUGAAUUUUUGUACUAAAAUGGUUUUUUUUAAUUA